AUGGAGCCUACUACCCAGACAGAAUCCACGGCGGCCACGCCCAAGCACAACCUCGAGAACGGCGCUUCAGUCGCUGCCAACAAUGAAGAGCAUCCGUCCAAGAAACAAAGAUUGGAAAGCGCCUCUAUCUCCGAGCGGGAGGUGAGCGUCGGCGCUUCCAAGCGUGCGAAGGGAGUAGCCCCAAUCAAGGCUGAGUUCCUAGUCCAAAAGUCCGCGCGACCCCAGCCCGUUGAAGAGAGCGCGGUCAGUCUCAGUGCCGAUGAUGCGGCUGAAGCCGCUCACUACCAGGAACGAGAGGGUGAACAAAAAGGAAAGAAAAAGGCCUCCGGUCAGAACAAGGGGCGCGAUUUCGGAAGAUCCGAAGAUGCGAAAGGUCUUUGCCCGUCAAGAGCUUUCAGUCCGGAGUUCUCGCCGAAGGAGUGCAAGUUCGGCGAGAAGUGUCGCUUUGAACACGAUCUGCGGACGUACCUGAAGGAGCAUAAGCGGGAAGAUCUUACAACUUUUGGUGGCAUCUGCCCGAUAUGGGACGCCAAAGGCAGAUGCCCGUAUGGGUUUAAAUGUCGCCUUGUGGGCUCCCACAUGACUGAGCGAGAUACUUCUGAUGGGAGAAAAGAGCUGAUCCUACUCGAGGAUGAGGAGCGCAAGAAGAGAGCCCGACCGGUUGUUCCGUAUGCGUCAGAAGACGGCCUUGUGAACAUCGUUUCAAACGAGGAUAAGAUUGCGGUAGCCCGGAGAAAGACAAAGACUCCCAGAUCUGACGCAUACUUAACGUGGCUCGACAAGACGUCGAAGGCACUGGAGAAAAACCUUCAUGGUCGGCAUUUGGAAGAGGGUGGAGCGGAUGAAGAAGCUGGUGCUCAAACCAAGGGCCAGCUUGAGGAGAACCGAGCAGCCUAUGUGGAGCCGCCAUUCUUGCCCUCAGAGAAGCGACGCAUCUACUUUGGCCCAGAGACUCCUGCCCUAGCGCCUUUAACGACGCAGGGAAAUCUCCCCUUCCGGAGGCUAUGUAUAGAUUAUGGCUGCCAAUUUACGUAUUCUGAAAUGGCCAUGGGCAUGUCUUUGAUUCAGGGUCAAAAAUCAGAAUGGGCGCUGAUGAAAGCGCACGAGUCCGAAGCGCUUCCGCCCACAAUUUCAUCGACAGCCGAUGUCGUGCAGGGCUAUGACAACUCCAAGGAUCUCAAAUUCGGUGCUCAAAUUGCCGGCAACAAGCCUUGGCACGCGAUCAAAGCCACGGAGCUCUUGGGGCGCCUGACCCCUAACCUGCGUGUCAUUGACUUGAACUGCGGUUGUCCUAUUGACCAAGUUUUCCGCGAAGGAGCAGGUUCCGCCCUCCUUGAGCAUCCCUCGAAACUGGAGAAGAUGCUCCGUGGUAUGAAUGCCGUCUCGGAGACGAUCCCGAUCACAGUCAAGAUUCGCACAGGAACAAGAGACAACUCUCCGAAUGCCACGAAACUUAUUGAACGUUUGGUUCUCGGAGGUCAUGAAUCUAGCAUGUUGAAUAUCGGCCCUCCUGGCGUCGCAGCCAUUACCCUCCAUGGACGUAGCAGACAGCAGCGAUAUACGAAAUUGGCGGAUUGGAGCUACAUCGCCGAGUGCGCCGCACUUAUCAAACGACUGAACGAGAAGAAAGAUGUUGUCACGGAUACUGUUCGAGAACCAGAUGAACGUAUGCUGCCAAACGGCGGCAAGGUCUUUUUCCUCGGAAAUGGAGAUUGUUAUUCCCACCAUGACUACGACGACCAUAUCAACAAUGCCGGCGUGGAUGCCGUCAUGGUCGGUCGAGGAGCAAUUAUCAAGCCAUGGGUCUUCGAGGAAAUCCAGGCAGGUCAGUACCUCGAUAAAUCAGCCACAGAAAGAUUGGCCAUGGUCGAGAAAUACGCCAAGUACGGCCUAGAUACCUGGGGAUCGGAUGAGCAUGGGGUUGGCACGACGAGACGUUUCAUGCUGGAAUGGCUGAGCUUCACUUAUCGCUAUGUACCAAUCGGACUGCUCGAGUAUCUGCCCCCUCACAUUCAAGAUAGACCCCCUGCUUGGAGGGGCAGAAAUGAAUUGGAAACCCUCCUGGGCAGUCCCAAUUACAAAGACUGGAUCAAAAUCACGGAAAUGUUCCUCGGUCCAGCACAUAAAGAUUUCAAGUUCGAGCCGAAGCACAAGUCCAACGCCUAUGAGCCGCAGGGUUGA
This is a messenger RNA of Aspergillus lentulus, 2181 nucleotides long. It is a transcript of the gene dus3, whose product is annotated as tRNA dihydrouridine synthase DUS3. The record is from RefSeq and is a predicted model, not a curated record. Gene Ontology annotation, molecular function: tRNA dihydrouridine synthase activity; RNA binding; flavin adenine dinucleotide binding. Gene Ontology annotation, biological process: tRNA processing. Lineage: Eukaryota; Fungi; Ascomycota; Eurotiomycetes; Eurotiales; Aspergillaceae.